AUGCCCCCGAUUCGCGUGCUCAACGUGGCAGAGAAGCCGUCGGUGGCGCGUGAGAUCACGCGGCACCUCGGCGGGGCAAACGUGCAAAGGCGGCAAAACCAUGGCGCCUGGGUCGCGGAGUUUCCCUUCACCCUGCAGCAGACUCCUUGCAAGAUGCUGGUCACCGCAGUCCGGGGACAUCUGCUUGAGGUGGACUUCACCUCGCAGUACAAGUCUUGGCAAGAGAGUGAUCCCGUCUGCCUUUUCCAGGCCCCGGUGGAGAGGAAGGCCAACAAAGGCUGCGAAGACUUGGCUCUGAUGUUGCAGGAUUUGGCGCGGCAGUGUCAGUGGCUGGUCUUGUGGUUAGAUUGUGACCGCGAAGGUGAGGCCAUCUGCUUCGAGGUCAUGGAGACCUGUCAGCAAGCCGCGGGCGGGCGACUGCGCGUGCUGCGGGCCGUCUUCUCGGCGCUGACGCACCAGGAUCUUUCCACCGCCUGCCAGAUGCUGCGCGCCCCCGACCGGCGCAUGGCGGAUGCCGUGGAGGCCCGGCAGCUCUUCGACCUGCGCGCGGGCUCGGCCUUCACUCGGUGGAUGUCGCUGCGCUACCAGGAGAUGUUCCCUGAACUUCGCGCCGAGACGGUCAGCUACGGCCCCUGCCAGUUCCCCACCUUGGGCUUCGUCGUGGAGCGGUUUCUGCGCAUCCAGCGCUUUGUGCCCGAACCGUUUUGGACCAUCAAAGCCGAGGUUCAGAGGGAGGGGAGGAACCUCCCUUUCAACUGGCGGCGCUUUCGCCUCUUCGACCGCCUGGCAACGCUGGCCCUCUUUGAGAUGGUCGUGGAGGAGUCACCCAGGGGAGCCUUGGUGGUCAACGUGUUCGAAGAGCCGAAGACCCGCUGGAGGCCAUUGCCACUGAACACCGUGGAGAUGACGAAGCUGGCCGCAUCGAAGCUCCGCAUGUCUCCUCAGCGGUGCAUGCAGGUGGCAGAAGCCAUCUACCAGCAAGGCUUUAUCUCCUAUCCGCGUACCGAGACGGACCGCUUCCAGUCCACCAUCGACGUGCGUGGCCUGGUGCAGGUGCAAGCUGGCUCCAGUGUCUGGGGGGCCUAUGUUGGGAGCCUGCUGGCUGGGCGCUUCACAUCUCCACGCGCGGGCCCGCACGACGACCACGCACACCCGCCCAUUCACCCGGUGCGUUGCUGUGAGAGGGGAGAGCUCGGCCCAGAGGAGUGGUCUGUCUAUGAGCUGGUGACCAGGCACUUCCUGGCUUGUUGCUCACCCGAUGCGCGGGGUAGCCGAACGGAAGUGGAGAUCUCUUGCGCAGGGGAGAGCUUUGUGAAGGCAGGGGUGGUAGUUCGUGACCGCGGCUGGUUGGAUGUGUACCCGUACUCCAACUGGGUUGAGGAUGUGCUCCCCCAGUUUCAAGUAAACGAGGUGGUGGCAUUUUCCGCCCUGGAGAUGGUCGAAUCUUCUACACAGCCUCCCCAACUCUUGAGCGAAGCGGAGCUGAUUGGGAUCAUGGACAGGGAGAAGAUCGGCACCGACGCGACCAUGCAUGACCACAUCCAGAAGAUCCAGACUCGCACCUAUGCCACGAAGAACGCAGAUGGCCGGCUGGAGCCAAGCCGCCUGGGCAUCGCUUUGGUGGAAGGGUACCAGCGCUUCGCGGUGGAGGAAGGCAUGGACCUCUCGAAGCCCGUGCUCCGCGCCUCCAUGGAGCGAGGCAUGGAGGCCAUCGCCGCCGGGCGCCUCGGCCGCGAGGACUUCCUGCGCGAGGCCCUGGACGUGGCGCAGCGCUGCUACGCGGCGCUGGAGCGCAACGCGCCGGCGCUGGAUGCGGCGCUGGGCCAGCACUUCACGGGCCGCAACGAGCUGGGCCGCCGCGCGCCCAUCCUGCAGCCGGGCUUCUCGCAGUGCCGCUGCGGCGCCCCCUUGGACCUGCGGUGCCACCAGGAGGUGGGCGAGGGCGAGGGCGAGGACGAGCGGGAGCAGCUGGAGCUCGAGGCAGGGCCAGAGGAAGAGCACGAGGAGGUCGAGGGGCUCGUGCGCGGGGCAGAGAUGGAAGAGGAAGGGGAGGAAGAGGGCCCGUUGUUCGGGAAGGUGCUGACCCCCUUUGCUCACCGAUGUCCCAUUUGCAACUUCCAAGUGGUUCACGUUCGGAAUCAAGAGACGGCGAAGGAUCACAAGCUGCCUACCGGUCGACCUGCCUACCCACAGGCCUACCUACCGGUAGGUGCGCGCAUCCUGCCUGUGCGCUCGCAGGCGGAAGGAGGCAGCCAGUUGCGCCGCCGGCAUUCGCUGCACCUGUGGCGCCUGUGGCGCCUGCUGCAAUGGCAGGCUUUUGAGCUUUUGCCUGGACCCGAAGAACCGGAGAGCUCUGCCGUCCGGGCACAGGCCGCCUCCCUACGCGCGUAUCUCAAAGAUCAGAUGCCCGAGGACGAGUUUCGCACCGUGCACGCGCUCGUGUGCGCCUCUGGCGAGGUCAGCGCCCCGGAGUUGCAGCAGCGCGUGCACGAAGUGCUUGGGGCAGAGAAGGCCCCGGAGUUGCUCACACUUUUCCAGCUGCUCUGCUUCCUGGAGAACGUCUCGGCGGGGAGAGUGUGGAUAUCUCUUGUGCUGGAUAUGGGCCCGAGGUGUCCGGACAACUCGCCCCCGCCCCGGGGGCCUUCUAUGGUGCUGUUUACUUACGCUGAUGGAGCUGGGACCCUGGUCUUCCUCCUCUCCUUCUGGUGCGCUCUGCCAGUUCUGAAGUCCAAAGCCGAGGGGCGGUGA
Symbiodinium natans is the source of this 2748-nucleotide messenger RNA. Lineage: Eukaryota; Dinophyceae; Suessiales; Symbiodiniaceae. The record is from the annotation of a GenBank genome assembly.